This is a messenger RNA of Penicillium waksmanii, 996 nucleotides long. RefSeq names its product zinc-binding alcohol dehydrogenase family protein. The record is from RefSeq and is a predicted model, not a curated record. Bases 1 to 996 code for a protein of 331 amino acids. Gene Ontology annotation, molecular function: oxidoreductase activity, acting on NAD(P)H. The transcript is spliced from 2 exons. NCBI's taxonomy places the organism in Eukaryota, Fungi, Ascomycota, Eurotiomycetes, Eurotiales, Aspergillaceae.
AUGUCGCAACGCCAAACUGCUCUCCUAGUGACUGAAAUAGGGCAACAUUUGAGCAAAGCUACUCGGCCCAUUCCUGAGCCUAAGGAUGGAGAAGUCCUCGUUAAGAUCACAGUGGCUGGCCUGAAUCCUCAUGAUGCGAAGUCUCGUGACGAUGGGCUUUCCAUAAAAGGAUCUCUUCCAGCGGUCUUAGCCUCAGACAUUACAGGCCACGUUGUUCGCGUCGGUCCCAAUGUCACGCACUUCAAGCAAGGAGACCACAUAUUCGGACAAGCCCUACUGGCAAUUACCAGGCCUCCAGGAUAUACCGAUGCCGAACUUGCAACACUGCCCACCAACCUGGUCACUGCUGCUGUUGCGUUGUUCGAUUCUACUGGUUUAAAUAUACCAUCCCCUUUAGACACGACUGCACUUAAAUUCAAUUACGAAGAAGCAUCGAUUCUCAUUGUUGGCGGUGGCUCAAAUACUGGAAGGUUCGCCAUUCAGCUCGCUGCGAUAACAGGAAUCGGAAAAAUCAUCGUUGUCGCUAGCCUAAAUGGCGAAGCAGAUCUGAAAGCCCUGGGAGCAACGCACGUCAUCGAUAGAACAAAUCCGGGCACACACAUUGCAGCUGAUGUGAAGAGUAUUGUUGGAGAUGAUUCGAUUUACGCCCUUGAUACUAUUAAUGCACCGGAGGAUCAGUACAUUGGCGUCGAGGCUUUGUCAAACACCAAGACGGGUAAAUUCGCUCGUUUGAGACCCAGGGGACCGGUCGAUGAGUCGAAGUUAUCGGCGAAAAAGCCUCUAGGCUUUGAGACACUGAAUAUACUGGGUGCUUCGAAUGUAAGAACCGCUACUAGUGUUCCCUUGUGGGAACGGGUUAGUGGUCUUGUUGCAGAAGGAAAAAUCAAGCCGACUAGCUUUAAAGUUAUCAAGGGUCUUGACUUGGAUAAGGCUAAUAUGACUCUGGAUGGCUACUCGAAUGGGGCUCUGAGUGGUCAAUGGCAGGUGCAUAUUUGA